AUGAUGGCGAGACAUAAGCAGUUGGUCUCUAAACGCAACCGGUUCUAUGAACCGGAGACUAGCAGCAGCUCCGAUGACCAAGAUGCUGCCCCGCCCAUCACCAGAUCCAGGUCGUCGAACAAGGCCGACAAUAGGGCUCAGAAGUUUGCGAAUCAUGUGGUGGAAAAGGCGCGAGAGGUGGUGCCGGACGACUUGGUGGCCACGAUCGCCCGGAAUUAUGCGAAAUCAUCGUACAGCAACAUGAAGCUCAUGAAUCACCGCGGUGUCGGAUGUGAAGUGGAUAAGGACGACCUCAUGUCCAUAGAGGACGAUCAGUGGAUUACUGAUGGUGUGAUCGACUUCCACAACGUGUCCAUCGGUGCUCACCAAGUCAUCGAAGUCAACGGGCAAGGAGCGCAUGACGUUGGUCUUGCUGGACAGUUCCAUCAAGAAUCGGAAUACCCGCAAGAUGUUGCAGGAACCAAGCUCGUGCUGUCCGAACUCGCCAAGGCGAGUAACCCAAACGCGAACAUGGAGUUUGUGGACAAGAUGCUGACGGAGGCGGACUGCAUCAUUCUACGGGAGGAUAAGCUGCCACAGCAGCCUAACAAGGAGGACUGUGGGAUUUUUGUUUGUCAGUACCUCAAGACCCUGGUGAAUACCGACUUCACCACGGUUUUGUACGGCCUCUGGUUCCAGGGUGUGACACCGCACCAAUACAGGCGGGAGAUGCGGCGCGACUUGUGUGCACACGCGUGCGGAGAUCUUAUUAAACAGCUGGCGGACCUGGGGAUUGAAAUCCCCCCGCAGGACGAAGGCCGGGUUACCGAUGAGGGGGCAGUGGUGCAGGAGAGGAACGCUGCUAUGGGAGAGGGGAGGCAAGCUCCGGUCACUCGCCCUGUGGAGGACGCACGGGUUACGGAGAUGAUGAGGCGACUGGCGACGUUGAAUAAUGAUGUGAGGUACCUGGACGCUAGCUUCACCGUACUCGCCAACUUUGUAGGGCUGAGGCGGGACGAGGUGGUGACAGCUGCAACCCAACUACUGCUGCAUGGGGGUCACGCGGGGACCGGCGCGAAAGCAGAGGCGGGUGGCACCAAGAAUGCUCCACGCACUCCACAGCGUCCGUCUGCACAUAAGGGGCGGGAUGACAGCAGUCCUGAGGAGGAUGGCGUGCGCAAUGCCACCCGGGUUGUGCUGGCCUCCACGUUCGCUGCAUGUGAGCCGACAUCGACCUUGCUGCAGAACCCGCACCUUGCGCACGGGACCAUACCUCACUGGAUGUUCACGCGCGGGAUGCACCAGUUUGGGGCGGGUGUGCCAGCUGGAGCUGGCGUGUGGGGAGACACGCGAGGGAAGGAGACGGUGAAGGCCGAAGAGGAGGAGGAUCUCGUGUCAGACAUAGACGAUGAGGAGGAUGAUGACAAAGCGUGUGCCUCCAGAUACACGGGUGUGAAGUUGGAUAAAGCGUCCGGCAAGUACGGCAUGAAGAUCCUGAUUAAGGAAGGUGGAAAGCGUAAGCAGCAGCGGCUGGGAGCGUACACCACGGAGGAAGAGGGGGCGUUCGCGUACGCCGCAGGUGCGUUCGUGCUGAGGCCACGUGACAAGAUACCCAACACGGUCAGCCUAUCAGCCGCAGAGAAGGCGAUGCUGCGUGGUUGCACCAAAGAAGAUUUGCAGAUCCUGGUGGAAGCGCGGAAGUGGUGGAGGUGGAGGAGCUGGCGGGAGGUGCUGGAUAGCGUGAGCAGCAAGCUGAAACGUGGCAGGAAGCGUGGGGGUGCCACAGGUACAUCAAAGAGGCACAGGAUGGUGGAUAGCAACACCAUGGCUACCAACGAACCAGAGGUCCCCGACAAUGCGGAGAGUGGGGGGACGGCCCCUGUGAGCGAGCAGGGCGGGGGUGCAAAGAACAAUGAGCAGGAAGAGCGAGGGGAAGACACUGGUGCACAUGAGAAUACGUCAGGCCCUGCUGCAUAG
Molecule: messenger RNA, 1956 nt
Organism: Closterium sp. NIES-65
Lineage: Eukaryota; Viridiplantae; Streptophyta; Zygnematophyceae; Desmidiales; Closteriaceae
Source: the annotation of a GenBank genome assembly